This is a messenger RNA of Athene cunicularia (burrowing owl), 2084 nucleotides long. It is a transcript of the gene POLE3, whose product is annotated as DNA polymerase epsilon 3, accessory subunit. The coding region runs from base 98 to 361 and encodes 87 amino acids. Gene Ontology annotation, biological process: DNA damage response; heterochromatin formation; leading strand elongation. The record is from RefSeq and is a predicted model, not a curated record. Gene Ontology annotation, cellular component: CHRAC; epsilon DNA polymerase complex. Gene Ontology annotation, molecular function: chromatin DNA binding; protein heterodimerization activity. The transcript has 3 exons. Lineage: Eukaryota; Metazoa; Chordata; Aves; Strigiformes; Strigidae.
UGAUGGAGUAAACAUUUCCAAAGAAGCUCGGAGUGCAAUAUCUCGAGCGGCAAGUGUGUUUGUGCUUUAUGCAACAUCAUGUGCAAAUAACUUUGCCAUGAAGGGGAAAAGGAAAACGCUGAAUGCUGGUGAUGUUCUCUCUGCCAUGGAGGAAAUGGAGUUUCAGCGAUUUGUAGCUCCUUUGAAAGAAUCACUGGAAGUUUACAGGCGUGAACAGAAAGGAAAGAAAGAAGCAAGAAAAGAUAAAGACAAGAAGGCAGACUCAGAGGAGCAAGAUAAGAGUAGAGAGGAAGAAAAUGAUGAUGAUGACGAAAGGAUGGAGGAAGAAGAGCAAAAUGAUGAGGAAGAAGUGGACAACUGAGCUUGCUGAUGAGACGUGCAGGGGCUGUGUUUUACUCAGAGGGAUAUAAACGCUGUAAAUCAACCUUGCUGUGUGCCCUCUUGUUACUAGUAGAGCUUUGUCCUGCUCCUCUGCAGCCCGUCCCUUUUCAGCUUUAACUUGUACAUAAAGGACUUCUGCUAAAGCUUUUCUCGGGGAAGGACCACUUCUCCCCGGGCACAGGGGGCUUGGCACUCUCCCUGGAUUCUGAACAGACAGCGAUGGGACCAGGCUUUCUGUGCAGGGUUGACUCUGAAAUAGAGGGAAAGGAAACAGAAGCUGGCCAGGAGAACUUGAGAGACUGUUGAAUAAUCUUGUGAAAUCAAGUCGGGGUGAAUCAAUAGGUCAUUAAUCCUUUGGGGUUUAGAAUCUAUGUGAUAUCAGGAGGCUUGGAAGCUGAAUAUUUAAGCUUUUCAUUCAAGUGACUUUGUUUUUUUCAUUUUCUUGCAUUCUGGCUGUGCCUUUUCUUCCUGCUGUAACUAUGACAGUGAUACUGUGUCUUUCAACCUUACAUUAUUAUAUACGUGAUUAUGCAGCAAUACAGUACAACGGUACAGGGAUCGGUGUUCCACUCAACUGAGACUCACCCAGAUCAGCCUAAAUCAAAAAACUUCGCAGCGCUCAUGAUGUAAAUACCAGAAGUGCUUGGUUUGUGUCUUUAAACCCUGGGAGAUCAAGACGAAUUUUAUUAACAAACUGAAGCAAAACGAACGACUAAAAUGUGUAUAGAAAUGAAAAAAGGCGACUGUACCGAGUGGUAUGUUUGUUGCAGCUCAGCAGUGGGUCUGUGGUUCUCGCCCUUCCCUCGGCAGAGCUGCAGUUCCUGCAGACAGGUUGGCGACUGCAGCAAGUUUACAUGUGGUGGAAUAGAGUGGUGGAUCUUGUUAAGUUUGUUUUUUUUCUUUUCCCAAUUGGAAUGGACUCAUUACAUCAAAGGUCACUCCUAGCCCUCGACAGUUGUUCAGAGAUGUGAUCUCCUCCCAGUGUGACAGGCUCCUGGAGGGCAGCGAGGGCAUGAUGCUCCUGCCUGGGAGGGCCAGCCUGAGUUUUUUUAAAUGGCUUAUUCAAGAAGGAUGGGUUGAAACAAGCUGUAUUCCUAGUAGUCAUAUAGGUUUGUCCUUUUAUACUUGAAUUGUAGUUUUGAUGCCUUUCCUUUCUCUUCUCUGAGAAAGUAACUAUUAGAAUAAGCUCCUUUUUGGGAAAAAUGCUUUAUUGUUUGACUGAUCUUUUUGAAGACUAGUAAACCUAGUAUUUGAACUUAACUGACGUCUGGUGAAGGAAAUGAGGAAAGUUUUGGGUACGUUUAAGUAAAACCCACGAGAUUUGCUGAUGUGCAGUUUUAAAAUAGCACUUGUGAGGAACAGUAUGUCCUUUUCACCAAAAAAUUGAUGCAGAGCUACCCUGCCUUUAUGGCACAAUGGAUUUUCACACACAGAAGCUCAGCUCCUGGAAAGGACUUGAUCAGCAAAAAAUUUUCAGCUGUCUGGUUUCUACUGGCAGGCAGUGAGCAUCAAAUGAAAAAAAUGAGUUGACGAUGUCUUCCCAAGAUCUCCAAUAACAAAGAAGGCCUUCCUUCUAGCUCUUCUUCCUUUUUUUUUUUUUUUUUUUUUUUUUUUUACAUAAUCUGGUGUUCAUAUUCUGGAAGGGAACAACAUCUAAAUAAAAGCCAGAUUUUUUACAGAAAUGGAGUCUCUUAUUUCUAUCA